Anopheles arabiensis is the source of this 6694-nucleotide messenger RNA. RefSeq lists its product as uncharacterized. Lineage: Eukaryota; Metazoa; Arthropoda; Insecta; Diptera; Culicidae. Gene Ontology annotation, cellular component: nucleus. Bases 2356 to 4263 code for a protein of 635 amino acids. The record is from RefSeq and is a predicted model, not a curated record. Gene Ontology annotation, biological process: sex differentiation; regulation of transcription by RNA polymerase II. The transcript has 6 exons. Gene Ontology annotation, molecular function: DNA-binding transcription factor activity, RNA polymerase II-specific; RNA polymerase II cis-regulatory region sequence-specific DNA binding.
GCACUUGGCGAACUGCAGUUUGUUCCGCAGCAUCGUUCCCAUCGCAUCGCAUCGCGCGCUACAACCGAGACGACCGUAGCUGGCCACGGACGAGCGUCGGGAACACAUACAACACUCCUGUGCUGUCCGCCGUCGACUUCGAAAGGCACCCAAACCGCGCUCGCUCUUUCUCUGUGUGUGAAGCGCAGCAGAAGCGUGCAGUCGACAUUCGAGCAUCCGUUCGGGCAGUGCGUGUGGUACGUGCGGCAGUGCAGUGGGCCGCCGGUAAAAGUGUACAUCGUUGCUAUGUCGACGAUCGCCUACUAAGGAAAUUGCGUCCAAUGUCCCAGUGUCAGUAACGCGCGUGUCGGAGAAGCAAACAGCCACGGCGAACGCAACGGAAAAGAAAACGUUUGUAAACGCGCUAGUUGAAGCGAACGAGAACUUUAGUGUGUUGGACAGGAUUUCUCUGCUAAAACCCGGAAACUUUACGUUCGGAUCGGUGAGCUGUGCCGUGUGUGAGAAGAUAGCCUUAGCGGUGACGGCUUGGCUGAGAAAGGGGCCGCCCAAUAAUCCUGAACGGCCGUGCGUAAAUAGAGAUUGCCGUGCGCGUGUGGUUAAAUCAGCUCCCAAUAAAACUCGUUGACGGCGCUUGACAAAAUACAGCCGCCCAAUCGGUAGCAGCGGCCCAGUCAGUAUCGGACUGCAAAAAAAAAAACUGCCAGUUUUGAUAGUGUGAGGAAGAGUGCGGCCAACGCGCACACGUGUAGUUUACGCCAGCUGAUAACGCUUUCGGCGGCAGCCUCCAAACGCACAACUCGCAGGCGGUACGCGACACAGUUCCAAGUCAAAAAGCGUGAAAAAACGCCUGCAUCCCCAACAAACACACAUACACGCAUGCGGCCGAUAGAAAAGUAAAUAUUCACCACCGCUUGGGGAAAUUGCGAUAAGUGAAGGGCGGUGAAGACACGGCACAGAUAUUCGACUGACCGCAUAUAGAGGCGCGAAAAGUGUAGAAUUAAAUGGGUAGAAAAUAAACACUCCGCGUUGCGUUGUGAUGUGUGAUGUGCGGAUUGGAGCGAGUCACAAUCCUCUGGCCCUGCGCCCGUUGCAGUGAAACCCGCGUGGACGGAAUGCAAUUUUUAUCUAUCUCGUGUGUGUGUUGAAGGGGUUUGUUGAAACUGGAAAAUCAAUUGUGAAGAAAAAAAAUUAUCAGUGAUUGUGAUGGUGUAUUUUUGUUGUCGUUAACAGUGUGCUGGGAAUGAGAUUAAGAUUGUGCGUGUGCGUGUAGUACUUGCCUGGCGAGCAAGAAGAUAUGAGAUACCCGCUCAUUCAGUAACAAAAUUAGUGUGAUCGUGUGUGUUUUAUGUGAUUGUGCAGUGAUGGUUGUCCAAUUAAUGUAAAGAUAGCAGAUUUAAGAAAUUUAUGAAAAGGAGUGCUUCAAAAAUAUAUAUUUGAUCUACCAAACCCUAGCACCAUCGCUUCCUCGACCAACCAAUACCGACAGCCCGAGAACGAUCGUACCCGAGUGGAAAACACAUUGUAUUUUCGCAGCAAAAACAACACAGAAAUCUUUAAAUAUUUUAAGAUAAACUCCAUGUCCCGACAAAUCUGCUUUUUUGCGAUUACAUAGUAAAGAAACACAGUAGCGAGGAGCUUACUUUUGCUCGUGCUCGUACCACCUUUUAAAAAAAACCCGGAGGGACAAUGCCGCAACGCACCACGGCCAACGAUUUGCGCGAGCUCGAUGUAGCGCCGGCAAGUGUAACGUUUGACCAAGCUUCCAGAUGUUGAGAGUCGGAGUCACAAUACGUCCACAACUGUCGGUUCGUCCAAUCUGUACAUUGUGUGGUCGGUGCUUGGUGGGAAUGACAACGGUGUGUCCUCUUCGAAGGUGCUAAAAGGAAGCUCGCUGACGAGGCGGUAGGGUGUGAGAGUUUGGCCAGUUUGUUGUUGCGCUUGUGUGGGGUGCAGCAGGGAAAGCAUUAGUCGAGAGGUAGAGACACACAAGCUACUUGGGACCGUGAAAUACGCCGCGCGAAACAGUAAUAACAUAACGUACCGUAAGCCGAAGCGAUCGAAUCGUGUAAUCGCAGCGGUGUCGUGUUUUUUCCUCCUAUAUCGAGAGGCCAACCGAUACAUCCAGGUGCAUUCGGCGGCAUAGAUAACCCAGCAUUAAGAGUCGGAAUUGGCUCUCGAACGCAACAGUUUGAUUGAUAUAUAGGCAAGGCGUAGUCAGAGAGGUGCUGUGAACGAGAAGAAAGUAAGGCUAGCAGGAGAAGCGCAAGUUGAGGAGGGGUGUCGCAGGGUUGACGUAGACGUAGAGCUUGUUUGGAAGGCAUACGCGGAACCACACGGGCGUGUGGUGCAUCUUGAAUGGUGUCACAGGACCGCUGGACGGAAGCAAUGUCCGACUCCGGGUACGAUUCGCGCACGGACGGCAACGGUGCGGCCAGCUCGUGCAACAACUCGCUGAACCCGCGGACGCCGCCGAACUGCGCCCGUUGCCGCAACCACGGGCUGAAGAUCGGGCUGAAGGGCCACAAGCGGUACUGCAAGUAUCGCGCCUGCCAGUGCGAGAAGUGCUGCCUGACGGCCGAGCGGCAGCGCGUGAUGGCCCUGCAGACGGCGCUGCGGCGCGCCCAGACCCAGGACGAGCAGCGGGCACUGAACGAGGGCGAGGUACCUCCCGAGCCGGUAGCUAACAUUCACAUACCAAAGCUAUCAGAGCUGAAAGACCUGAAGCAUAAUAUGAUUCAUAAUUCUCAGCCGAGAUCGUUCGAUUGCGACUCCUCCACCGGAUCGAUGGCGUCCGCACCGGGGACCUCCAGCGUGCCACUGACGAUACACCGACGGUCGCCGGGCGUACCGCACCACGUGCCCGAGCCGCAGCAUAUGGGAGCUACUCACUCGUGCGUUUCACCAGAACCUGUAAAUCUCCUACCUGACGACGAGCUAGUGAAGCGAGCCCAAUGGCUGUUGGAGAAACUCGGCUACCCGUGGGAGAUGAUGCCCUUGAUGUACGUCAUACUGAAGAGCGCCGAUGGCGAUGUACAAAAAGCACACCAGCGGAUCGACGAAGGUAAACGACACAUUAAGACCUACGAAGCGCUGGUGAAGUCAUCGCUCGAUCCGAACAGCGACCGGCUGACGGAGGACGACGACGAGGACGAGAACAUCUCGGUGACCCGCACCAACUCCACUAUUCGGUCGAGGUCCAGCUCGCUGUCGCGGUCCCGGUCCUGCUCGCGCCAGGCCGAAACUCCCCGGGCCGACGAUCGGGCCCUGAACCUUGACACCAAAUUCAAACCAUCCGCCAGCAGCAGCAGCACCGGCUGCGAUCGGGACGACGGUGACUGCAGCGCGUUCGACGACAGUGCCUCGGUGGUGCGGGGGCACGGGCGGACGGCCCAGAGCACCGGUAGCAGGGGCCGCAGCCACUCGAAACGGUACCACACCCUCCCGGCCGAGCACAUCGGGAGCCACAUGGCGGCCGCCCAGAGUCGAUCGCCCGCCCCGGACGACGAGCCGGUGGUGUCGGUGUCCGUGUACGAGAGCUUGGUCGAAGCGGCCAGCAAAAAGACGCGCACCUUCAGCCCGCCCCGGGGGGAGGCGGAAGAUUUGCAUGCCGCACGGAAAGCAUCACCCCACGACGAGCGGGACGAGCCGACCCCGGCCCAGCCCUACGAAGCGUACCUGGAGUCGGUGCGGCGGAGUAAAAAGUGCUUCGCGCUCAAGGACAGCGAGGCGUCGGGCGAGGAGCCGACGGGCUACGAGAAGGAGAAGGAGCCGCGCAUUCCGUACUCGCUGCCGAAGAGCACCUUCGAGCGGCUCGAUCUGCUGAAGAAACCGAACGGGCUGACGUUUCCGAUGUACAAGUACAGCGGGAUCGAGCCGAACAACUUUGCCCUGCCGCUGCUGCUGCCCGGGCUGGAGGCGGUCAACCGGACGCUCUACUCGACGCCCUUCCCGGCCCAGCUCCUGCCGUCCAGUCUGUAUCCGUCCGUUAGCAGCGAGUCCACGACAGUGCCCAUGUUCCACACGCACUUUCUCGGGUACCAGCCGCCGCUGCAGCUGCCCCACGUCGAGCACUUCUAUCGGAAGGAGCAGCAGCAGCAGCAGCAGCAGCAGCAGCAGCAGGGAUUGGCCGAACCAAAGGAACCGACGUCGUCGUCUUCGCCGGGCAGCAACCGGCUUACGCCACCGAAGGGUGCAUUUUUCUACGCGAGUGCGGUGGAAAAUUCGCUCACCGCCCAGCAGGCUUCCAUUGCUACCAUCCAUUAGAUCCACACUGCGUCCACUCGCUGUUUGCUGCAGCGUACCGCGGACAGUGCAGUGUACCGCUGUACAAAAAGAUCGAUUGGAAUUUCACAUCAAUCAUCUGCAAGCCCGAAAGAUGCUACCUAGUCGUCCCCAGCUGUUGCUACUGGAGCUUUGCAAGAGAUCCAGCUUUCGUUCCUUAUCGAUGCGCACAAAAGGCGCACCCGGAAACAAAACAAAAAUCCAACCCACUCGUCAACGGCGGGUUGCACUGGAGAAACUCCCACCCUCGUAAGUGCUAUCUAAGCGUUAAAUUACCUUCGCCCUUUGCGGUAGAACAAACUAGAAGCAAAUGAAACAACAAAAUCAUUGCCGGAGGCGCAAGUGAACAGCGGGAAGGGAAAGAAACCCCUGUCGAACAGAAAACAUGAUUAUUGAUAUUUUUCGAUCGUGCAACGAAGGUCUACACUGUGAUACAAAAUGUUGUGUACAGGAUAAAUAUUAGAUUUUUUUGUUUGGAAAACAAAAACACAGCUAAACGGUAGGAACAAAACAAGGCAAACCGAACAAAACGAAACAGUACGCACACGGCUCGUUGUAUGUCAAAUCAAUCAAUGUGAGCGUGUAUGUGUGUGUGAUCGUAUGUGAUUAUGUGUGUGGCGAACGGUUUCCCAUUUUCUGUGAGUAACGCCCCGUUACGAUCAUUGCUGUUGGAAAAAAAGCUAAAACCAAACCUUCAUCGAAACGAAUGGCGCGCGUUCUUUACUUGGCGCCCAAUUUCCCACCAAAAUUCGAACCUGUUUUUAAUAGUGUAAAACGUAAUGAAAAUAGUAAACGGGUGUGUGUUGUGUGUAGCAUGGUUCGAUCACUUGGAACCAAAAUCUCAAAAAAAAAGCAAACAGAAACUCAUUGGCAGAAAGGCAGACACACCGGAAUUGCGAAGUUGGGAAAGCAGAUCACCUUCUUGUUAUGUCUGCGUUUUUCUCUCGUGUGCGAAUGGAAGGCAGGAAAUUCAGAUGUUCAUCUCCCAUGGAAGAUGACGGAAAGAGAUUAAGAAAUUCGAAGGCAAAUCUGUUACAACGGCGAGCGAUUGUGUUAUGGCUAGUAAAAAAUUGAAUUGUGAUACGUGCGCAGUACUGCAUAUUUGUUCAAUUUGUAGCUUGUAGUAGAUCGCCGUGCUCGUGUCCCGUGAUCCGGGGGCGGGAUGAUAGACCCCGCCACUUGGAGCGAUAUCCCAUGUUGCUGUACUCUCGUUUCGGUGCCUUUUUUUCUUGCUCUUUCGUUUUACAAAAAAAGUAAUUAUAUUGCUUUUGUUUUAUGUGCGCACCCGCACACACAGCUGCACACGAUCGUACAAGUUAACGAAUGGUUUAGUUUGCGCUAAGUUUGAUUGGUUCUAGUUCGCUAAGUUAGUCUGUAGAGAGAUUCGUUUAUCGUUAUGUUCAGCAGCAGUGUCAGGAACGAGAUUGGAAGAUAAUUACAGGGGCAGGGCAGAUGAGCAAAGGGGGUACGGUUAGGGGUUGGAAGUCAAAAUGCUUUAGCCAUCCUGCAGUCGAAUUUAAACAUUAAAAAACAGGUCCACCUUUACGAAACAAAUAAACCCCCAAGGAGUUCCUGCGCCCGGCCCCUCGAAUGUGCACGAAAUGGAAAAGGUGUUGUACAGGCAGAAGACAGUUGUAGAAGCAAGGGUGUAAUGUUCCAAUUGAAAAGCGAAGAGAAAACCUAAUGUAACUACAAGGCAGAUAUACAGCUGAGAGCUAUAUUUUACGCAGCGAAAUACAAUGUAAUCCCAUUUUCUCCACUCAUCAAACCUUCAUUAGUCCUUCACAUUUCACACACUGUUGCAAGCUGUACUAUAAUGUAGAAAAAGUAGAACAAGCAAACCAUUUGAUGCAUGUUCGUCAUCCAGCUUGAAAACAAAUAGAUCAAAUUACAUAGAACUGGCAAUGUCUAUUGAUACGCUGUUCGAGAGACUUUUUUUAACACAACCGUAACAUCAGUGGUGCCGCGUGAAUGUAUGUUUAUUUCUGAGUAUAAAGAAAAAACAACAAUGUGCAUAUAUACUGGUGUGCAGUCAGCUCUUUCUGAGAGAAUAAAAACCUUAACAUUUCGCUUUGCACAAACCAUGUCUUGUAAAAUAUUACUCCAACAAGAAGGACAGUCAAAGAAAGAAACAAGAAACAAAACGUUAAACUUAAAUCAAAAGCUAGAAAUGCACGUGUACCAUACAUAAUUAUCUCAACAAAGGGGAGAACAAAAAACAGUUACAGCCAACAGAAAACAGUUACAGCAAAGGUGUACAUAGCAUAGAGUCACAACACGAUAUGUACAUUUUACCCGGUUCAAUAUCAAAAUAAAAUGAAAAAACGUCCCGUCCGCUGAUGACGGAGUAAUGAGACGAGGCGUGUAAAUGCAAAUGCAACAGCAACAGUUAAGAAUCAAAAUAACAAAAAAA